UUGGGUACAGCCUUGAAGAAACUUCUUUUAAAAAGUUUUGCUCGUAGGGUGGGCGAAGGAGAUGGAGUAAGUUCCAUCAAAGUAACAUCUUUUAAAGAUGGGAGAUCCUGGGGGCAAGGGUAUAGCUCAAGUGGUAUAGCACAUGCUUAGCAUGCAUGAGGUCCUGGGUUCAAUUCCCAGUACUUCCUCUAAAAAUUAAAUCUAAUUACCUCCCAACCACUGCCAAAAAAAGGGAAAUACUGGGCCACAUUACAAGCUUGGGAGUGAUCUAGUAGUGCGGGCCAGACUGAUGACACAAGAGAACGAGGAGGGAAUAACUGAAGAUGCUCGUAAGAAUGCAAGAGGCCUUGGGAGCCUGAGAACAAGGAGAGGGGCUGACUGCCCGUUGACAGGAGGAAUGCUUUGUCCACUGCUGAAAAAAGUGGAAAGAGAUUAUAAAGCUAGUGGUUUUGUAGAUUUAGUAGUGGCAUGAUGAGGAAGUUCCUACCUGACAGCUGCUAAUUUCUCAAUGAGUUUUCCAGAAAAAAAGGAGAGGUUGUUUCCCAGGGAAUGAAAAAAUUCCACAAGCUAACAAGGGACGCCUGGGUUUCAGCAACUGCAACUAGUUCUGUUCACAGAGAGAGGGCAGGAGAAUUUGGUUUGAACCAGAUUAUGUAAACUCCUCACUGUCUUUCAAGCCCUGAAAAAGCCUUGGCUGGCCAGGUGUGGCUCUCCACGCGCUGCGCGCGGGGCUCGGGAGGAACGGCCUGCGCAGGUCCCUUGGGCCUCGGCUGGUUGGCGCAUGCGCACCGCGCGUCGCAGAGCCGCGCUCCUUUUCUCUUGCAGUGUUGCCCCGUGUUGCUCUGACUUUACCUGGCGGCAGUUUGCGGUCUCUGCGCCCCGAAUGGAGCAGGUGGACGAGCUGGAGCUGCUAAUGGAGAGGAGUUUCGGGCAGAAGGCUGCGCCGGCCGCGGAGCUAUUUCAGAAGAAGAAGGUGGAAGCUUCCUUUCCUAAAACAGUUCUGAGCCGAGGAAUGGAUAACCGGUACCUGGUAUUAGCAGUCAAUAUUGUACAGAAUGAAGAAGGAAACCAUGAAAAGCACCUAAUCAUCACUGCUUCCCAGUCACUAGAAUAUGAAGAAUUGUGUGUCCUUAGGAAUGACUGGUGCUCUGUACCAGUGGAACCAGGGGACAUCAUUCAUUUGGAGGGAGACUGCAUAUCCGAUACUUGGAUAAUAGACGAAGAUUUUGGAUAUUUGAUUCUAUAUCCAGAUAUGCUGAUUUCUGGCACAAGCAUAGCCAGUAGUAUUCGAUGUAUGAGAAGAGCCGUCCUGAGUGAAAUAUUUAGGAGCUCUGAUCCAGCCACACGCCAGAUGCUGAUUGGUACAGUUCUCCACGAAGUAUUUCAAAAAGCAAUAAGUGAUAGUUUUGACCCAGAAAAGCUGCAAGAACUUGCUUUUAAAACUGUUCAAGAAAUAAGGCAUCUAAAGGAAAUGUACCGCUUAAAUCUGAAUCAAGAUGAAAUAAAACAAGAAGUAGAGGAGUAUCUUCCUUCAUUUUCUAAAUGGGCUGGAGAUUUCAUGCAUAAACAGACUUCAACUGACUUCCCUCAGAUGCAGCUCUCUCUGCCAAGUGAUGGUAGUAAUAAUUCGACAUAUAAUAUCGAAGUUAUAAACUCACUGGAUAUUGAAGAAAGCAUUUGGUCUCCUAGGUUUGGACUGAAGGGCAAAAUAGAUGUUACAGUUGGUGUGAAAAUACAUCGAGGGAGUAAAACGAAAUAUAAGAUAAUGCCACUGGAACUUAAAACUGGCAAAGAAUCAAAUUCUAUUGAACACCGUAGUCAGCUUGUUUUGUACACACUGCUGAGCCAAGAAAGGAGAGAUGACCCAGAGGCUGGCCUGCUCCUCUACCUGAAGACUGGCCAGAUGUACCCUGUGCCUGCCCACCAUCUUGAUAAAAGAGAAUUAUUAAGGCUAAGAAACCAGAUGGCAUUCUCUUUGUUUCACCGAAUUAGCAAACCCAAUACUGGAGAGGGGAAGACAAAGCUUGCAUCUUUGCCACAAAUAAUUGAGGAACAGCAGACUUGUAAAUAUUGUUCACAGAUGGGCAAAUGUGCUCUUUAUAGCAGAGCAGUUGAACAACAGAUGGAUGACAGUUCAGUCCCAAGUGGCAUGCUGCCCAAAAUAAAAGAAGAAAUCCAGCAUCUAAAGCCUGCACACUUAGAAUAUUUCAGCCUUUGGUGUCUAAUGUUAACCCUGGAGUCACAAUCAAAGGAUAAUAAAAAGAAUCACCAAAAUAUAUGGUUAACACCCGCUUCAGAAAUGGAGGAGAGUGGCAGCUGCAUUGGAAACCUGAUUAGAACAGAACACGUAAAGACAGUUUGUGAUGGACAAUAUUUACAUAAUUUCCAACGUAAAAGUGGUGCCAUGCCUAUCACAAAUCUAAUGGCAGGUGACAGAAUUAUUUUAAGUGGAGAGAAGAGAGCGCUCUUUGCUUUGUCUAGGGGAUAUGUGAAGGAGAUUAACAUGACAACAGUAACCUGUUUAUUAGACAGGAACUUGUCAGUACUCCCAGAAUCAACUUUGUUCAGAUUGGACCAGGAGGAAAAAAAUUGUGAUAUAGAUACCCCGUUAGGAAAUCUUUCUAAAUUGAUGGAAAAUACUUAUGCCAGCCAAAAACUUCGAGAUUUAAUCAUUGACUUUCGGGAACCUCAGUUUAUAUCCUACCUCAGUUCUGUUCUUCCACAUGAUGCAAAGGACACAGUUGCCAGCAUUCUAAAAGGUUUGAAUAAACCUCAGAGGCAAGCCAUGAAAAAAGUACUUCUUUCAAAAGACUACACUCUCAUCGUGGGUAUGCCUGGAACAGGAAAGACAACUACCAUAUGUACUCUUGUAAGAAUACUCUAUGCCUGUGGCUUUAGUGUUUUGUUGACCAGCUAUACACACUCUGCCGUUGACAAUAUUCUUUUGAAGUUAGCAAAGUUUAAAGUAGGAUUUUUGCGCUUGGGUCAGACUCUUAUAGUUGCAACAACAUGUAUGGGAAUAAACCACCCAAUAUUUUCUCGUAAAAUGUUCGACUUUUGUAUAGUGGAUGAAGCCUCUCAAAUUAGCCAACCAAUCUGCCUAGGGCCACUUUUUUUUUCACGGAGAUUUGUAUUGGUGGGGGAUCAUCAGCAGCUUCCUCCCCUGGUGCUAAACCGUGAAGCAAGAGCUCUUGGCAUGAGUGAAAGCUUAUUCAAGAGACUGGAGCAGAAUAAGAAUGCUGUUGUACAGUUAACCGUGCAGUACAGGAUGAACAGUAAAAUUAUGUCCUUAAGUAAUAAACUGACAUAUGAAGGAAAGCUGGAGUGUGGAUCAGACAAAGUGGCCAAUGCAAUGAUAAACCUACCUAACUUCAAAGAUGUAAAGCUGGAACUGGAAUUUUAUGCUGAUUAUUCUGAAAAUCCUUGGCUGAUUGGAGUAUUUGAACCAAACAAUCCUGUUUGUUUUCUUAAUACAGAGAAGGUUCCAGCACCAGAACAAGUUGAAAAGGGAGGUGUGAGUAAUAUAACAGAAGCCAAACUCAUUGUUUUCCUGACCUCCGUUUUUAUUAAGGCUGGAUGUAAUCCCUCUGAUAUUGGUAUCAUUGCACCAUACAGGCAGCAGUUAAAGGUCAUCAAUGAUUUAUUGGCUCAUUCUUCUAUUGGGAUGGUUGAAGUUAAUACAGUAGACAAAUACCAAGGAAGAGACAAAAGUAUCAUUCUAGUAUCUUUUGUUAGAAGUAAUAAAGAUGGAACUCUUGGUGAACUACUGAAAGAUUGGCGACGUCUUAAUGUUGCUCUAACUAGAGCCAAACAUAAGCUGAUUCUCCUGGGAUGUGUGCCCUCACUAAACUGGUAUCCUCCUUUGAGGAAGCUUCUUCAUCAUCUAAACUCAGAAGAAUUAAUCUUUGAUCUUCCAUCAGGAGAACAUGAAAGUCUUUGUUACAUAUUGGGUGAUUUUCAAAGAUAAAGCACUGUUUUCCUUGCUUUUUUCAUACCAGCAUGGUCUCCUCUAUGGCCUAUUAUUUGUAAUUUGGAUAUGCUAUAAAAUCAGUGCCUGGCUAGACUGUGAAGAUAACUUUUAUUUCAAGGGUAUGAAAUGAUGUAAAUGUAUUCUGUCAGAGUUCCAAUUUUUUGUUUUAUUUAUUUAUUUUUUGGUAUAAUCUUGUUAAACAUAAAGUUCUACUACUGUACAAAAUGUAACACAGUAUUUAUUUUUUUAGUACAAAUAUACUCCAAACUGAAAAGUCUAAAUUUACAGGUAUUAUAAAUGUGUUCUUGUAUGACAUAGAGUUUGAUAAAUUUCUGCCAGCUUUUAAAGAUGGAUUAACUUUUUGACCUGAGGUUUAAACUUUUAAGUCUAAGUUUUUAAGACUAAUUUGAUUUUGUAGGUUUUUAUUAUAUUUUAUUUAUUUGAAAGAUUGGGUAAAGAAAAUUGAUUUUUUUUUAAUCAUUUAAGCAC
Vicugna pacos (alpaca) is the source of this 4459-nucleotide messenger RNA. Lineage: Eukaryota; Metazoa; Chordata; Mammalia; Artiodactyla; Camelidae. The record is from RefSeq and is a predicted model, not a curated record.